This is a messenger RNA of Monosiga brevicollis MX1, 993 nucleotides long. RefSeq lists its product as uncharacterized. The coding region runs from base 1 to 993 and encodes 330 amino acids. Lineage: Eukaryota; Choanoflagellata; Craspedida; Salpingoecidae. The transcript has 3 exons. The record is from RefSeq and is a predicted model, not a curated record.
AUGGUGCCGCCGCAGUCGCCGUCGUCGCCGAGGUCCCGGGCUGGCACGCCGACAUGGGAGGAGUUACAGGAGGAGUGUGCGCUCGCGUCGGCGGUAGCAGCUAGCAUGCAGUCCUCUGGACUGAUCCAACCAUCAUCGAUUGAGCAUGCACCGAGUGCCGAAUCCGAGCAUCAACGUGCCGCGCUCGAGACAAGCAGUGGGCGCUCGACACCGGAUUUGGCCGACCUGUUGCGCGAGGCAGAGCUCGAGGAUCGACUGCGCGCAGCAGCCGACGUGCACGUUGAUCUCGAGGGGCGUCCGAAGCCCUUGCCUGCUGUACCAGACACACGACCCCGAUUAAGUGCCGACGAACUCGAGCACGGGGGCGCUCGCGCCGAUGGCGCUGGGUUUGUCGUGGAAUCUACCGCUGCACGGUUCUGGGCACUGGACGAAGCCCUUCUGAAUGUAUUGCAGCAUCAUGUGGAACGUGUGCAGGCUAGUGAUGCUGUCUCGGCCGCCCCGGUGGAGCAAAACCCCACAGCACCCGAGGUUCCGAGGUCGACACAGCACAAGGCCAUUCUGUUGCAGUUGGGCGAUGCGCUCGACAUGGGAAUCAUCCCCGAUGGUCAAGUACAACUCGCUGCCAGCGACAUUGGCAACACGCUCUUGCGCCCGGGAGACAUGCCCUCGAGUUUCACGCUGCACAAUCCUCUGCUGCGCCUCGGGGCCAAAAACAUGUUUGCAGUGCCCAAACCCGAGCCCGCCUGUUCGGGACGUGCUGAAAACAUCCACGCCCUCAUCAACGUCAAUUGUACCAUUUGCAGUGCCCAUUGGUAUCUCUUUGAGAACAGCAAGGGAGCAACCACGUACGCACAGCGUGCGUGGCGCUACCUAUCGGAGAACGCGCUGCCUUUUAUUGGUGGGUGUCGUGAUGCACACACACACACACAACUGCUCAGAGAGCCAACCAUCAUGCACAUCGCUUCGCUUGCGCGCCCGAGCUGGCAGAGCUGA